Cuscuta europaea is the source of this 1411-nucleotide messenger RNA. The record is from the annotation of a GenBank genome assembly. NCBI's taxonomy places the organism in Eukaryota, Viridiplantae, Streptophyta, Magnoliopsida, Solanales, Convolvulaceae.
CAACAGAACCAGAGAAGAACAAUGACUGAUCACACCCUCUUUCUCCUUCUUUUUUCACUGUUCUCUCUCGGAUGUAAAUGUCAGUUUCCUAACUAGGUAUGAACACAAGAUCCAGGUCUGGGUAUCAUCUCUUCCCUGUUUCCUGACACUUACUUCAAGAACAUGGUUUGCUGUUCAAUCUGGAGGCGUCUGGCGCUGGUGAUGUUUCUGACAUGCGCCGCCCUUCCCCGGCCGGCGUCGCCGGAUCCGAGCGAUGAACAGUGCCUGACCAAUUUCAGAAAGAUGUUGCAGGACCCGAUGAAGAAUUUGCAGAAUUGGACCAAAGAAAGGUUCGCUAACCCUUGCCAGGGCUUCACCUCUUACCUGCAAGGCGCGACCUGCAACAAUGGCCGCAUCUACCAGCUCUCGCUCCGGGAUUUCGCCCUCAAAGGCUCGAUUUCUCCCUAUCUCUCCAAUUGCACGAAUCUCCAGGCCCUGGACCUCUCCUCGAACUCCCUCACCGGGUCAAUCCCCCCGGAGCUCCAGUUCCUGGUGAACCUCGCCGUCCUCAACCUCUCCUCCAACAGCCUCUCCGGUCCGAUCCCGCCUCAGCUCGCCCUCUGCGCUUACCUCAACGUCGUGGAUCUCCACGACAACGAGCUCUCCGGCCCCAUUCCUCAGCAGCUGGGCCUCUUGCAGCGGCUCUCCGCCUUCGACGUCUCGAAGAACAGGCUUUCCGGCCCGAUUCCGGCGUCGAUGGGAAACCCAGGCGGGAGGUUGCACCAGUUCAACGCCAGCUCGUACGAGGGGAAUAAGGGUCUUUACGGGUACCCAUUACCGCCCAGGAAGAGAAAUGGACUAUCCGUAUCAGCCAUUGUGGGUAUCGGGCUGGGAAGUGGGUUCUUGAGCAUGGUGGUUAGCUUCACCGCUGUUUGUGUGUGGCUGAGAGCUAAUGAGCGAAAAACGGCUGCUGAAGAAGUGAAAACUGAAAAUCAUAAUUACUAAAUCAGGGUUUUCUUGGUUUAUAUUGAUAUUAAAUCAUAGUUCAAACACUGGACCAUGCUUUAUUCUUGGUUUUCUUGUUGAUCAAUUACUUGGUACAUUUUAGUUUUCAACCUUCUAGGUGGUUGGAUUUUGAGGAGAAAAAGGGUGGCAACCAGGCAGGAGGUUUCUUUCCUUCCCUUUCAUGAAAAGAAUGCUGUUUUGUUCUUCUUUGCUGAUCACUGAAAAUAUACCAUUUCUACUGUUUUUGGUUUCUCUGCUUGAUAAAGCACCAACCAGACGGGUUUUGGUGCUUUUACUUGCCUUCAUAAACAUUGACAAUGUGCAAGGAUCUUAAUGUGAUUUAAUGGAAAUCCUGCAGUAUACCUUUGUUAUUAGACUAUUAUUAUUAUCGUUUUGUCCACCCGGCUCGGAAAAGACCAAAAAGAGU